GAUUAACACCUACUCCAUCGUGCUGACUGAAAUUUAUUGUCAGUAAGACGGAUCAGACGCGACUCGACGGGCUAAAGCCCUUGGAGAGAAAUCACUUAAAUUUUUUCCUUGAUUCCAAUAAUUUAGAGAAAGAAAAAUAUAUUUUUUUUUAUAGAAAUGUAUACAUAAUUUAAAGCUAUUUAUGAAAUCAGUUUACGUAUCUCUUAUUAUUUUCUUGUUUUCAGAUGCCAUGACAAUGGAUGUUACCAAGAUAUUCAUCUUCGUUAUCAUUGUCUUUCUGGAAUUGAAAUGCACAACUGGCCUUUCAUUGAAUGAGAUUCUCCCAGAAGAUCCGAACAUGUACGACAAAAUGAGACCUCCAAAGAAAGAUGGACACCCGACUGUAGUUUAUUUCCAUGUAACAGUGAUGGGUUUGGACUCAAUUGAUGAAAACUCAAUGACUUACGUUGCAGAUAUAUUUUUUGCACAGACUUGGAAAGAUUAUAGGCUACGCCUACCAGAAAACAUGACAUCUGAAUACAGGUUACUUGAAGUGGAUUGGUUAAAAAACAUGUGGAGGCCAGAUUCAUUUUUCAAAAACGCCAAAUCUGUCACAUUCCAAACAAUGACUAUUCCCAAUCACUAUGUGUGGCUAUAUAAAGACAAAACCAUUUUGUACAUGGUCAAAUUAACGCUGAGAUUAUCUUGUGUUAUGAAUUUCAUGAUAUAUCCUCAUGACACACAAGAAUGUAAACUGCAAAUGGAAAGCUUAUCACAUACAACUGAUGAUAUGCUAUUUCAAUGGGACCCUGAUGUGCCAUUGGUAGUUGAUGAAAAUAUUGAAUUACCACAGUUGCAACUUGUUCGCAACAAAACAGCUGACUGUACACAGGUAUAUUCAACAGGAAAUUUCACAUGCCUAGAAGUUGUAUUUGUUUUGAAAAGGAGGCUAGGGUACUAUUUGUUUCAUACCUACAUACCGACCUGUCUGAUAGUAAUUAUGUCAUGGGUUUCAUUCUGGAUCAAACCUGAAGCUGCUCCUGCAAGAGUAACUCUAGGUGUCACAUCUUUGCUAACACUAUCAACACAACAUGCUAAAUCUCAAGCAUCUUUACCUCCAGUAUCGUACUUAAAAGCUGUUGAUGCAUUUAUGUCUGUGUGUACCGUAUUUGUGUUUAUGGCACUUAUGGAAUACUGUUUGGUAAAUAUUGUGCUUGGUGACUCUGAUGCUCCCAAACCACCACCUCCCAGAAACGACAGCAGAAACUGUAUUAAGGAAAACAUUUUGGAGUUGAGAAAUCAAGGAGUGCCGCCACCUCCUCCUCGUCCUGUUGUCCAGCCUCCGAACAGAAAUAGAAUGAGGGCUAUUGGAAUUGAUAAGUUCUCCAGAAUUUUCUUUCCAUUUUUGUUUGCUGUAUUAAACGCCACAUACUGGUAUAUGUUUGCAGAGUUUCUUUAAUUUGAAAAUAACAAUGUAACUGAACAAAAGUAUGUAAUAAAUUUUUGUUUAAGUUUCAACCUUCAGCAUUUUUUAAAUCUAAUGAAUAAUUUCUGUUUUUUUGCUGAUUAUUGAUUGAACCAUGUUUGAGCUUUAAUAAUAGUUGUAAUAUACAGAAAAGAUUUUCUUAAUAUAUUACAAUGAACUAAUUGAAAUUGAUUAAAUUUGUAGUGUCACUGAUAUAGUUAAACAAGAUAAUAUUUUUGGGGCUUUUACUAUAAUAGAAAUAGAAUUAAUUCCUAUCUUCACAAGUUUAAUCAUCAUUUGUUAACGUAAGGCCUAAUAUUCUUAAAUCAUAAAUCAGUGAAGAAUUCAUGAUUUAUUAGAUAAAUUAUUUUAUUUAUCGAUUUAAUAUUUCUAGAUUAAUACAUUUCUCUUCACAGAAAAAUGAGUGCUUUAGCAAUAUACUUUUAAGUAUCAAACAAUUAAUUUUUCUUGUAAUGCCUAAAUUGUUAAUUUUGGAUGGAAUAAGUCUGAUUACAUCAGAGGUGCCCAUCUCUCCCAAGGUUGAUGGCGCAUGAAUCUUUCCCCCUUCUCUCCCAAGAUAAUUAUUGCUUUACUCUUCUUAAAAACAUUAGAAAUAAACCGUAAAUAAUAUAAAUUACACUUGAUGAGGUUUGUUCCAUGUAUUCCCUUUGUCUUUUUGUUUGAAACUUUUCAAUCCGAAAAUUCAUAACUCCGUCGAAAUGUGCCCCCCUCAAAAAUUCAACAUCUUGUCAAAAUGUGCCUCCCACAAAAAUUGUGAUGGCGCAAUUUGCGCCAUGGAAGCCCCUUGUGGGCACCCCUGGAUUACAUUGAGAAAAUGUUUUGUUCAUUGAGUAUAAAUAUUUUUCAUUGUAUACUUUAUUUGAAUUCUUCUCAUUUACAACAUAUAGAUUUAUUUAAUUAGUCAAACGGAAGUUUGGGGGAUAAAUUUAAAAACAGAUACCUCUUUUUAAUAGUUAAAUAGUUAAAUGAGAAAAAAAAAAAACUUUUUUGUAUGUAACUAUUGAUUUUUUGUAUGGAGCUAUUGACUGAGCUGAAAAAAAUAUAUAUGUGAGAAUCUAAUUCAAAAUAUUUCACAGCAAAAUAAAAAAUGAUUAAAAUUAAGAGUAGUUCAUAAAAUAAUUGUAUUUCUUCUUCUUCUUCUUCUUCUUAAUCUUGCACCCUUCUACAACUGAGCAGUGUGAGGGGUAAUUGUAUUUUUUUGUCACCAAUAGUUAACUUAUGGCAAAUUGUCAUUCCCAUUACCAGAUAAAAUGUUGGCUAAUUGGAGUAUGAGUGCUGAUAGCAUAAAUAGUUGUAACAAAGGUUGAUUGAAAAUAAAAGUAAAUUAUACCCUUCAUAUUUCAAGAAAAAAAUUAGACAGCUAUAAGCUAUACAACUCAUGCUCAAUUAUUUCUUUUUAACAACACACAAUUAAAUUGUAACAGAAAAUAACAAAAUCUGAAAUUUGUAUGGGAUUGGGAGAAGUCGUUCCUUGUUGAGGUUAUAUGUAAUAUAUUUUAAUGUGUUGUAAUUUGUUUAAGGUGAAGAGUAAUAUUCUUCAUAUUCAUAAAGUUCUUGAAACUGAAAACAAGCUUCACUACUUAAAAUUAAUUUGAAAGCUUCAGCCACCUGGCUAUCUUUGGCAGACUUUGCUAAUUUCUAGUUGAAGCAGUCUUGGUUUACUGACAGCAUCAAUAAAACUUACCGAAUACUCCUGAAGAUGGCUGAAUGAACAAAGCUUUUUAUCAGAUGAAAGUAAAUAAUUUUAAGUGAUGAAGCUCGUUUUCAGUCUUGAUAGUUUUAUGAAUACUUUUUUGUUGAGUAAAUUCUAAUAUUAUUCAACAGACCUAAGAUGUGAACGGAUUGUGAACUGGUAUACAAUUAAGAUCAAUAAUUACAAUUAAUAAGUUAUUUCCAUAUUAUAAGUUUUACAUUUCUUAAUUUUAUAAUAUCAAAAUUAUAUUCAUUUAAGAAAACAUUUUUAUACCUUUUUUUGGUUUUGAAACUUCCUUUGUAAAUACAAAUAUAAAUAAUAAAAGAUUGUUAGUUAAAGUAUGAUUAUAUUGCUUCAUUGACUUAAAGAAUGACAUAUUUAUUAAAAAACCUCAGUUAAUAUCCUAAGAUAGAUGCAAAUUGUAUGAAUUCAUUGAUUUAGCAAUUUUCCUUUAAAUAAUUGACUUGUAUCAAAAGAGGACAUAUUUAGAAUUUAGAUUAUAAUAGUAUUUCAAAAUAAAUGUUUCUAUCCUCAAUAAACCCAUUCCAUGAUAUAUUUUUAGUUUAAGUUCUCAAAAUUAUAUACUUAAAAUAUAUAUAAACUUUUUAGUCACUAAAAUUGUAUGAUUAGAACUAUAAUAAUAUCUGAUUAAAAUGAAAUUAUCUGUAAUAGUGCAUUGAAUAUCUCAAAGCUAUAAUAUGAUCACAGUUAAUUGUCAAUUCAUUAUCAUAAUGGAGGCCUUUUUCUGCUUCAAUAAAU
Nezara viridula (southern green stink bug) is the source of this 3917-nucleotide messenger RNA. The record is from the annotation of a GenBank genome assembly. Lineage: Eukaryota; Metazoa; Arthropoda; Insecta; Hemiptera; Pentatomidae.